Molecule: messenger RNA, 1122 nt
Organism: Bombina bombina (fire-bellied toad)
Lineage: Eukaryota; Metazoa; Chordata; Amphibia; Anura; Bombinatoridae
Gene: UBXN10
Product: UBX domain protein 10
Exons: 2
Coding region: 88-828 (246 amino acids)
Molecular function (GO): protein binding
Source: RefSeq, a predicted model, not a curated record
UGGAGAUGUUCGGUUGUUUACUGGGCAGAGUAUCGAAAUCAGAUGGCGGCGGUUGGAUUAUUUCUGGGCAAGAUGCUCUGAUGGAACAUGGCCUCUAUGUCAUCUGGCCUAAGAGUACAAGAACAUUCUCUGCACAAGAUGCAUGUUACAAGACCCAAAUCUGCCAAAGGUCGCACCCGCACCAACCCACAAGUGUUUUCACAUACUCUAGAGGCCUAUUCAUGCCAAACUUCAACACCUCCUCCACAGAUCUCUGUUAGACGAAGCUCUGUGGGUCCACGGCUUGGGCAGGAAGAAAUUCCAGAGCUCCUCAUCCCUGAGGUCCUUCCCCGAACAAGGCCCUCUUCAUCAAGUCUGAACCGCUACAAAGUACUCCCUUCAAUAGGAGUGUCAGGGUCUGUGGACUGGACAGGGGCAGAGGAGUUGGUUCGGCAGACUAGCUCUUUAAAUCUAGGGACUGAGCAUCACUUAGGUCAAGCACAGAGAAACAAAGUGGGAGAGAUAUCACAGAGCCACAUGCCUGGAAUGAGACUUGAGGACUCCCAGGUCCAUAUAAACCUCAAGGAGCCCUCUGAAUAUGAACCUCGGUUGCUUCUAGCCAUAAGAGCCUUUUCUGGACAGAGGUUUGAGCGGUAUUUCCGCCCAUCAGACACCCUGCAUACUGUCCUGGCUGCAGCAGAAGAGAAGACCGGAUUAUCCUGUAAUAACUGUAGUGUGGAGUCCAUGGAGGUGCCCAGAAGAAGCUUCCCAGAACUUGGCUGGACCUUGCAGGAAUGUAGAAUUCCCAACAAGUCUGUGCUGUGCAUCCACCAAGUGGAACAAGACUGAAGCACAGGUGAGGGAAAGCAAUCUUUGCUCCAGAAGCUGAAUGCAGGGUUCAGACCUUGCCGUAAUGGAUACCCAGAGCACAAACUCUUCACAAAGGAGGGUUUGAUAUUUGUAAAGCAUCAACACUAUUGUGAAUGUCAGAACUCUGUCUUAUACUUAUGAGACAGCUCUGUUCCUUUUUAACCAUCUCUUGAGUUAUGAUCAUUUUUAUGAAGAGGCCUGGGAAAAAAAUCUCUAUCCUCCCUUGUUAUCUUGUAGAUAGUUGUAGUGUAACGGAUGAGAACUAUUAGAAAU